CGGAUCAUCUGAGCUCCGCUACACAAACUCCUCAGCGAGCAGGAAAACACAGACGAUGGGAUUUUAAACUGCAAAGCGACCAUGAGCUCACACUUCUAGCUUCACGUUCCUCUAGCUGCAGCGUGCGUCGGUCUCUGUGGAACAACUUUCCACCUUUUGCACUGGAUGCUGAGAUGCGCAGAAAGUGACAGGAGUCCUCAUCUCUUCUACAGUCCUAAACGAGCUACGAAACGCCAUGAAAGACGACUUUGCAGACGAGGAGGAAGUACAGUCUUUUGGAUACAAGAGGUUCGGCAUCCAGGAGGGCACCCAGUGCACCAAGUGUAAGAAUGAGUGGGCGCUGAAGACCUCCAUAGCUCUGCUCUAUGUGCUGUGUACUCUCCUCACCAUCGCUGUUGCUGUACUUGGAUACAAAGUGGUGCAAAGAGUCGACAGUGUGUCUGAAGGUAUCGCAAACUAUGGAGGAAAGAUUAAUGCUGUCGAGACUGAUUUGAAAAAGCUCGAUGAUCAAACGGGGGAAAAGUCGGAGAAUACCACCACAGAGAUCCAAGCUUUUAAGAACAACAUCUGGUCUCUGCAGAGGCAGCUGUCUGCGGUGGAAGAACGCAUCCACAGCGAUCAAGUUAAGCUGAAUCAGCUGCAAAACAUCGGCUCAGACAUCCAGAGCAGCCAGGGUUCCAUUCAGGGACUUCUGAGCAGCAACACAGCCACCUUGCGCUUUGUAAAUGGCACCCUGCAGUCAUACGGCAGCAUCGUGGAGGGUCUGCAGGAUGACACAGCCAGACUGCAGAGAGAACUCCAGCAGCAGGUUAAACUCCAAAACCAGGCGCUGCUCAGUAUCAGCAGCCUGAACCUCACUCAGGCCCAGCAGAGAGGCCUCAUCGCCGCCCUGCAGCGCUCAGUGGACGACACCAGCCAGGCUAUACAGAAAAUCCGCAACGACUUUCAGGGCCUGGAGCAGACGGCCCGACAGACACGCUCUGAUACAGAGUGGCUUCGUAGUAAAGUUGAAAACCUGCAGAUCAUGGCCAGCAAUACCUCGGCUCUAGCUAAAGCCAACAACGACAGCCUGGAGGAUGUGGGAGCGCAGCUCACUUUUAUGGCCAACCAGCUCCAGAACACCAGCAGCCUGACUGACGCUCAUGACCAGACUCUGAGGGAGAUCAUGGACCAGCAGAGGGACUUCGGCAACUUCACGUCCACAAAGUUCGACCGGCUGGAGAUGCGGCUGGACGAGUUGGAGCAGAGCAUGGAUCGAGUGACCGGCAACAUCAGCUUCACCACGCAGCUGUUGGGCGCAAUCAACAUCAACCUGAACGGCUUGCGCACUUGCUCCGAGACCGUCGGCCGUCACUCAGACUUCCUGCUACACCUCAACAACAGCGUGACGGACAUGACGACAGAUGCAGCCAGUCUGAGGUCUCAGCAGGAGGAGCUGGCGGCUCGACUGGACAAGGAGGUCACCAGCCUCUUCAUCGUCAUGGAGGAGAUGAAGCUGGUGGACACCAAGCACUCACAGCUAAUAACCAACUUCACUAUUUUACAGGGUCCACCUGGUCCCAGGGGUCCAAGAGGGGACAAAGGACCUCAGGGACCACUUGGUCAGACGGGCCAAAAGGGAGAGAAAGGAGAAAAGGGAGCUCCAGGGAUCCGAGGACCUAGAGGAGAGCAGGGUAGUCCAGGACCCCCGGGGCUUCCAGGGUUAAAGGGCCUCCCGGGUGUCCCCGGCAGCCCUGGGUCCAAGGGCUCCCGAGGGUCAGGAGGCAGGGCUGGACCUCCUGGAACUAAAGGAGAGCCAGGUACUUCUGGUCUGCCUGGAAGGGAUGGACAGCCUGGUCCUCAGGGGGCACAGGGCCCACCAGGUAUCCGUGGCCCAAUUGGGCCAGCUGGAGAGCAAGGACCAAGGGGGCUGCCAGGACCAGUCGGGCCUCCAGGGCCAGUAGGACCACCAGGACAACCAGGACUCCCAAUCCGGGGUCCAGUGAUUCCUUACGGACCAGUGUCUCUGCAGGAUGAGGCGGUAGCUCCUACACUGUGGGCCCCAGGAUGUCCAGCCGAGUGGCUAAACUACAGAGACAAGUGCUACUUCUUCUCCAAAGACCUGCACAGUUUUGAUGAUGCAAAGGCGACCUGUGAAUCACAGUCUGCUUCGUUACUGAUCAUCAAUGACAUGGAGGAGCAGAAAUGGCUGAAGAAGCAGACGUUUGGAAAAGGUUACUUCUGGAUGGGACUGACCGAUCGGCUGGAGGAGAAUGUGUGGCGCUGGCUCGAUGGAACUGAACCUGCUUUCACAAAGUGGAAACCCGGUCAACCAGACAACUGGGGCCACGGGCACGGAACGGGAGAAGACUGCGCGGGUCUCAUCCACGAAGGGUUGUGGAACGAUUUCUUCUGUGAAGAUCUCAUAAGCUACAUCUGUGAGAAGGAAAUGGACACCUCAAGUUCGCCUGGACCGUAGCGACGUGUUGAAAGCGAGCGCACAGUGAGCAGCUAGACUUCCCCCAUGUGGCACCGGUCCACUGACGCAGCACAUGGACAGUCCGGACGGAGAGAGCAAAGGGACAAUUUUAAAAAAUGAGCUCAGAGCUGCAGCAGCAAAACGCCUCUUUAAUGCUGAUGAGGUGCCUUCCUCCUCCAAAGUGAAGCCAGUCCAACAUCACCAGCAAGUGCAAUACAGCAGGGCAACCAAAGAAGGAGGAGAAUCUGUUUUUUGUUUUUUCUAUUUUUUAUUUUUUUUAAAUUACCAAAUCACCAACUGAUUUAUAUAAAUAUAAAUAUUUUUUAUGGGUUUUUUAAAAAAUACAUCUUAUAAAACUGUACUCCAUGUACAACUGAAUAUCUGAAUGUAUAUUUCAUUAUGCAAGUUUGGUAGGAAAAUAUAAAUUCUAUGAAGCCAAAUGGACUUACCGUAACGCUUUUUGUAUAUGUCUUUACAAAGAAAAUAAAAGGUGCAAAAUGAUGCGCAAAAACAUAAAGUCGCUGAUAUGCUAUCUGCAAGGAAACUGUUAUCUAACCUCAUGAAUGUCUAUAUAACAUCUUCAUUUACGCAAAUAGGAAUAAAUUAAGUAUUUACACACAACUUGUCACAAUCAACUCGCGUUUCGGUUAACGAGUUCACGGUUUAAGUAUGAUUGUUUUCUCACUAUUACAUACAUGAAUGAGAAUCUGUGGAUCCUUCCUACGAAUACAAAAUGUGCCAUUUUUCUGCACUCAGGUAUUUUCCUGUUU
Stegastes partitus (bicolor damselfish) is the source of this 3228-nucleotide messenger RNA. Its product is annotated as collectin-12. The record is from RefSeq and is a predicted model, not a curated record. The transcript is spliced from 10 exons. Bases 236 to 2458 code for a protein of 740 amino acids. NCBI's taxonomy places the organism in Eukaryota, Metazoa, Chordata, Actinopteri, Pomacentridae.